AAGCGUGGUUGUAGUAGGAGUAAGCGCUAAACGGUAUAUUACAUCAGAGAAACGAGAGCGGCGGGUGGCUACCAACCUCUCCUCCUUUUAUCUUCCCAUCCGUUCUCUCUCCACACAUUCUCCUUUUCUCUCCAAUCUCUCUAUCUCUCUCUCUAUCUCUAUCCGUACGCAAUUCUGUGUAUGCAUUUCUGUUGAGUUUGAGCUGAUAAGCGAUGUCACUGAAUUCUGUGUCGCGUGUUCCUCCGCAACUGUUGUUCGCCAAUGGACAGCUGGCCGGGAACAGGGACAGAGGUGGACUGGCGUUCGUUGAUUUCGUCGGCCUGUACGGCAAGUCUAGCCAGAGGAGUCGCCGCCGAAUUGGAGCGGCUACGUGGAGUGAUCGAAUAGUGCCGCGGAGUUUGGUGACCAGGAACUGGAACUCGAUUCAGGCGGCUCUCGAUUUGGAACGCGAACGCGUGGCCGCUAAUGCGCCUGCGCACCAAUCCGCCGACUUCGCGCCCAAGGUUGCAACUUUGGAUGACAUAAUAUCUGAAAGAGGGGCGUGUGGAGUUGGUUUUAUUGCAAACUUGGAUAAUAAGGGAUCACAUGAAAUUGUUAGAGAUGCUCUUAUAGCUCUUGGAUGCAUGGAACAUCGUGGGGGUUGUGGAGCAGAUAAUGAUUCUGGUGAUGGUUCUGGAGUGAUGACUUCGAUUCCUUGGGACCUUUUUAAUAAGUGGGCUGAAACACAGGGAAUGCCUGCCUUUGACAAAUUGCAUACUGGUGUUGGAAUGGUAUUUCUUCCCAAGGAUGAUGGCCAGAUGAAUGAAGCAAAAACAGUAAUUGCAAAUGUUUUUGAGGAAGAGGGUCUUGAAGUGCUUGGAUGGAGGCCUGUUCGAGUGGAAGCUUCUGUAGUUGGAUAUUAUGCGAAAGAAACCAUGCCCAAUAUACAGCAGGUUUUUGUUAGAAUUGUGAAAGAUGAAAAUGCUGAUGACAUUGAAAGGGAACUGUAUAUAUGUCGUAAAUUAAUUGAAAGAGCAGCAGCUAAGUCAGAAACCUGGGGAAAUGAACUCUAUUUCUGCUCAUUGUCCAGCCAAACUAUUGUUUAUAAAGGAAUGCUUCGGUCAGAGGUUCUUGGGAAAUUUUACUAUGACCUGCAAAAUGAUCUUUAUAUAUCUCCUUUUGCAAUUUAUCAUAGGAGAUACAGUACAAACACUAGUCCUAGGUGGCCACUUGCUCAACCAAUGAGGUUUCUAGGUCAUAAUGGAGAGAUCAACACAGUACAGGGUAACUUGAACUGGAUGCAAUCUAGAGAGACCUAUUUGAAGUCUCCUGUUUGGCGUGGACGCGAAAAUGACCUUCGUCCUUUUGGGAACUCAAAAGCAUCUGACUCUGCUAAUCUUGACAGUGCAGCAGAAUUGCUAAUAAGGAGUGGGCGCAAUCCUGAUGAAGCUCUGAUGAUUCUUGUUCCCGAGGCAUACCAAAAUCAUCCAACUUUGACUAUCAAAUAUCCUGAGGUGGUUAGUUUUUAUGAUUACUACAAAGGUCAAAUGGAAGCUUGGGAUGGGCCUGCCUUACUCUUAUUCAGUGAUGGAAAAACAGUCGGAGCUUGUCUUGAUCGUAAUGGACUUCGCCCUGCUAGAUAUUGGAGGACAAUAGACAAUGUUGUCUAUGUUGCAUCUGAGGUUGGUGUUUUGCCAAUGGAUGAAUCAAAGGUAACAAUGAAAGGGCGUCUAGGUCCUGGAAUGAUGAUAACUGCUGAUCUUACAAGUGGCCAGGUUUUUGAAAACACAGAGGUCAAAAAACGAGUUGCUUUAUCAAAUCCUUAUGGAAAGUGGGUCAAGGAAAAUUUACGACCUUUGAAGCCAGUGAAUUUCCUUUCAACUAUGGUUAUGGAAAGUGAAACAAUUUUGAGACGCCAGCAGGCAUAUGGCUAUUCUAGUGAGGAUGUUCAAAUGGUUAUUGAAAGUAUGGCUGCACAAGGGAAGGAGCCUACGUUUUGCAUGGGAGAUGAUAUACCUUUGGCUGUAUUAUCUUCAAAGCCUCAUAUGUUAUUUGACUAUUUCAAGCAGAGGUUUGCUCAGGUCACAAAUCCUGCUAUUGAUCCUCUCAGAGAAGGACUGGUUAUGUCUCUUGAAGUCAAUCUUGGGAAGCGAGGAAAUAUACUAGAGGUUGGACCUGAAAAUGUCUCUCAGGUUAAUUUGUCAAGUCCAGUGCUUAAUGAAGGAGAGUUGGAAUCUCUUUUGAAAGAUCCACAUUUGAAACCUCAAGUAUUACCUACAUUUUUUGAUGUUGGGAAAGGAGUGGAUGGUUCCUUGGAAAAGGCAUUGCACAAACUUUGUGAAGCAGCUGAUGAAGCUGUUAGAAAUGGUUCUCAAUUGCUUGUUCUCUCUGACAGGGCUGAUGAGCUGGAAGCUACACGGCCUGCGAUUCCAAUACUUCUUGCUGUAGGUGCAGUUCACCAGCACCUGAUUCAGAAUGGUCUGCGUAUGUCUGCUUCAAUUGUUGCUGAUACUGCUCAGUGCUUCAGCACUCAUCAGUUUGCUUGCUUGAUAGGAUAUGGUGCAAGUGCUAUUUGCCCAUACUUGGCAUUGGAGACAUGUCGUCAGUGGCGCUUGAGCAAUAAAACUGUGAACCUGAUGCGUAAUGGAAAGAUGCCUACUGUUACUAUUGAGCAAGCUCAAAAGAACUUCUGUAAGGCAAUAAAAUCUGGCCUUCUCAAAAUUCUUUCCAAAAUGGGAAUUUCAUUGCUCUCAAGUUAUUGUGGAGCACAGAUAUUUGAAAUAUAUGGAUUGGGAAAGGAGGUUGUUGAUAUUUCAUUUUGUGGGAGUAAAUCAAGUAUUGGUGGCUUAACUGUGGAUGAGCUCGCAAGGGAGACUUUGUCAUUCUGGGUAAAGGCUUUCUCUGAAGAUACUGCGAAAAGACUUGAAAAUUAUGGGUUCAUACAGUCCAGACCAGGAGGGGAAUAUCAUGGAAAUAAUCCAGAGAUGUCAAAACUGCUCCAUAAAGCUGUCCGCCAAAAGAGUGAAAGUGCAUAUUCAGUUUAUCAGCAGCAUUUGGCAAACCGACCUGUGAAUGUUCUUCGAGACCUUCUUGAACUGAAAAGUGAUCGUUCACCUAUUCCAGUUGGAAAGGUUGAACCUGCUUCAUCAAUUGUGCAACGAUUUUGCACUGGUGGUAUGUCACUUGGAGCUAUUUCUAGGGAAACCCAUGAAGCUAUUGCAAUUGCUAUGAAUAGGAUUGGUGGAAAGUCAAAUUCUGGAGAAGGUGGUGAGGAUCCAAUUCGCUGGAAACCCCUUACUGAUGUUGUUGAUGGGUAUUCUCCAACACUUCCACACCUCAAAGGACUUCAAAAUGGAGAUACAGCUACAAGUGCGAUAAAACAGGUUGCUUCGGGCCGCUUUGGUGUCACUCCAACAUUUUUGGCAAAUGCUGAUCAAUUAGAAAUCAAAAUUGCACAAGGGGCAAAACCAGGUGAAGGUGGUCAAUUGCCUGGGAAAAAAGUUAGUGCUUAUAUUGCAAGAUUGAGGAAUUCAAAACCUGGUGUCCCUCUUAUAUCCCCACCACCACACCAUGACAUUUAUUCUAUUGAGGAUCUUGCUCAGUUAAUUUAUGACCUUCAUCAGGUUAACCCCAAAGCAAAAGUCUCUGUAAAACUUGUGGCAGAAGCUGGUAUUGGCACAGUGGCUUCAGGGGUCGCAAAGGGCAAUGCUGAUAUCAUUCAGAUAUCAGGACAUGAUGGAGGGACUGGAGCAAGCCCAGUGAGUUCAAUUAAACAUGCUGGUGGUCCCUGGGAACUUGGCCUCACAGAAACACAUCAGACACUCAUUGCCAAUGGGCUAAGAGAAAGAGUUGUUCUUAGAGUUGAUGGUGGCUUUAAAAGUGGAUUUGAUGUUAUAAUGGCUGCGGUAAUGGGAGCUGAUGAAUUUGGAUUUGGUUCUAUAGCAAUGAUUGCCACCGGUUGUGUUAUGGCCCGCAUUUGCCACACAAACAAUUGCCCAGUUGGUGUUGCAAGCCAGAGAGAGGAACUACGAGCUCGAUUUCCAGGUGUACCUGGUGACCUUGUGAACUACUUCUUAUAUGUUGCUGAAGAGGUAAGAGGCACGUUGGCACAAUUGGGUUAUGAGAAGCUAGAUGAUGUAAUUGGACGGACAGAACUAUUAAAACCUCGAGAUAUCUCCUUAAUGAAAACGCGACAUCUUGACCUCGACUACAUGCUUUCUAAUGUUGGUAUGCCCAAAUGGAGCAGUACUAUGAUAAGGAACCAGGAGGUUCAUAGUAAUGGUCCUGUUCUUGAUGAAGUUCUACUGUCUGACCCAGAGUUAUCUGAUGCAAUUGAGAAUGAAAAGGUGGUGAACAAAACAAUUCAAAUUUAUAAUAUUGACCGUGCUACUUGUGGCCGCAUAGCUGGUGUUAUUGCGAAGAAAUAUGGCGACACUGGUUUUGCUGGGCAGCUUAACAUAACAUUCACAGGGAGUGCUGGGCAGUCAUUUGGUUGUUUUUUGACACCUGGAAUGAACAUCCGUCUUGUAGGAGAAGCUAAUGACUAUGUGGGGAAGGGUAUGGCUGGUGGAGAAAUUGUCGUCACUCCUGUUGAAAAUACUGGGUUUUGUCCAGAGGAUGCCACUAUAGUGGGUAAUACAUGCUUGUAUGGAGCAACCGGUGGCCAGAUAUUUGUACGAGGGAGAGCAGGGGAACGUUUUGCUGUUAGAAAUUCUCUUGCUCAAGCAGUUGUAGAAGGCACUGGAGACCAUUGUUGUGAGUACAUGACAGGAGGGUGUGUUGUUGUGCUUGGGAAGGUGGGUAGAAAUGUGGCUGCCGGUAUGACUGGAGGUCUGGCAUACAUUCUUGAUGAGGAUGAUACACUUAUCCCGAAGGUAAACAAGGAAAUCGUAAAGAUUCAGAGAGUAGUGGCUCCAGUGGGGCAGAUGCUGCUUAAGAGCCUUAUUGAAGCCCAUGUGGAAAAAACUGGGAGCAGCAAAGGAUCUGCAAUUUUGAAGGAGUGGGAUAAAUAUUUGCCACUGUUUUGGCAACUAGUUCCACCUAGCGAAGAAGACACUCCAGAGGCGUGUGCUGAGUAUGAGCAAGCAGCAACUGGGCAGGUUAGUUUGCAGUCUGCUGCAUAGGAUAGGAGAAAAUUGAAUUGCUCUCCUGAAGCAUAAUAAGAAAGAGUUGAAGCCAAGGUCAAGGCACUGGUACAGAAAACUUCACUUCAACUUUUAGAGUCUGAUCACGGACGGUAUCAGAUAAUGAAAGUUUGGAAGGUUUAUGUUGGUCAGAGAUGGGGGGCCUUGAGCGUCAUCCAAUCGCAAUCUGUUUCUGCAAGUACUUCAUUCAUCAGCACUCAGCAGCCCAAGUUUUGUAAAUUCUCCACUUUAGGCUUCUGUAAUUUGAUGACAUUCAUCUCAUUUCAGGGGUUUCUUAUUUGCAACCAUGAAAUGCCAGAUGUGGUAUAUCAAUUUCAAGAUUUAAUGCGACAAUGGAAACGAUUGAAUAAAGUCCCCAGUAUUGUAUUGUAUUGCA
Molecule: messenger RNA, 5499 nt
Organism: Ipomoea triloba (trilobed morning glory)
Lineage: Eukaryota; Viridiplantae; Streptophyta; Magnoliopsida; Solanales; Convolvulaceae
Product: ferredoxin-dependent glutamate synthase, chloroplastic
Exons: 33
Coding region: 213-5102 (1629 amino acids)
Biological process (GO): ammonia assimilation cycle
Molecular function (GO): glutamate synthase (NADH) activity
Source: RefSeq, a predicted model, not a curated record